CGACGGCGCGGCGCUGGACGUCCCCACGGGCGGGCGGGAGCUCGGAGGCUCCUCAGCAAGGCCGUCCUCCUGCAGCCCGCUGCCCGGACUGCCAGGGUCCCGACCGCUUAGACACAGGGCGCCCCCAUCACGAAAGCAGAGCCACCCCACGCCCAUGCUAGAGACAGACAAGUCGAGGCGCACGGCGCGCCCGGGGCCAAUACCGUCCGGGCCCACCCCUGGCCGCCCCGCUUUCUCCAUCCCGCAUCCCCGCAGCCUCCUGCGAUGCCACUGAGAAAAGAGAGCUCCGGGAUGCCUAGAGCGUCCCGGAAGUGAUGGGGUGUUGGAGGGGCGUGGCGCUGCGGAGGGCUGCGCGCCGGGACUUCCGGCGGCGGUGGCGGCUCCCGGCCGGCAGUUCCCACUCAGGAUGUGUGUGAAGCAGCGCCUCCAGCCCCGGAGAGCGGCACCCUGGCUCAGACAGUGCAGCCGGCUAGCCCCAGCCAGCUCCCGGGGCCCUGCCACUCUGGUCCGUGGUUGAGCGAGAAGCUGCCCCCGUCCCACAGAGAAGGCCACAGGUCUCAGCAGCGUGGAAUAGUGUAGGGGCGGUGUAACUCUAGAGAGGUCUAGGAGCCGGCCACAUUGCCAGAGUGGAAGACAAGGGACAGCCGAGACGAGAGGUCGCCAGGCCCGGGGAGAGGCACCCAGGAUUAGCGGACGGGCGGGCCAAGGUGAGACACAGGAGAGUGGGGGGCGCGGGAGGAGGGGAAGGGGAGGCAAGAGGCUCCCAGCUCAGGCGCGGGUCCCCUGUCUGCCCGCCCGCCCACCUGUGUGGGUCAAGCCGCCUCCUCCACAUGGCCUCCAAGCAGGCAGCUGGGAGGGGCCCGGGGGCAAAGCGCAAGAGGGUGGUGCUGACGCUGAAGGAGAAGAUGGACAUCUGCGCCCGCCUGGAGAAGGGCGAGAGUAGGAAGGCGCUUGUGCAGGAGUACAACGUGGGCAUGUCCACGCUGUACGACAUCAAGGCCCACAAGGCCCAGCUGCUGCGCUUCUGCGCCAGCUCUGCCUCCAACAAGGCCCUGGAGCGGCGGCGCACCCUGCACACGCCCAAGCUCGAGCACCUGGACCGAGUGCUGUACGAGUGGUUCCUGGGCAGGCGCGCCGAGGGCGUGCCUGUCUCGGGCCCCAUGCUCAUCGAGAAGGCCAAGGACUUCUACGCGCAGAUGCAGCUCACCGAGCCCUGCGUGUUUUCUGGUGGCUGGCUGUGGCGCUUUAAGGCCAGACACGGCAUUAAGAAGCUGGAUGCGUCCAGUGAAAAGCAGGCGGCCGACCACCAAGUGGCCGAGCAGUUCUGUGGGUUUUUCCAGAGCCUGACCGUGGAGCAUGGCCUGACGCCAGAGCAGGUGUACAACGCCGACGAGACCGGCCUCUCCUGGCAGUGCUGGCCCGGCCCGGAGGGCGGGCCAGUGCCCGGGGGCAAGCAGAGCAGGGACAGACUGACUGUCCUCAUGUGCGCCAACGCCACAGGCUCCCACAGAAUCAAGCCCUUGGUGAUCGGGAAAUGUAGCGGCCCCCGGGCUUCCAAAAGCAUCCAGCACUUGUCCGUGGCCUACCGGGCUCAUGGGAAUGCGUGGGCAGACAGGGUGGUCUUCUCUGACUGGUUCCAUCACAUCUUCGCCCCCUCGGUGAGAGAGCACUUCCGAGCCCUGGGUCUGCCCGAGGGCAGCAAAGCUGUCCUCCUGCUGGACAGCUCCCGUGCCCACCCGCAGGAGCCCGAGCUGGUCUCCGAGAACAUCUGCACCAUCUUCCUGCCUGCCGGCGCCGCCUCCUUGCUGCAGCCCAUGGACCAGGGCAUCCGUCGAGGCUUCAUGAGGAAUUUCGUCAGCCCCCCAGCUGCACCGCAGGGCUCCCACCCGCGCCACGCUGUGAAUGACGCCCUCUGCAGCGUGGCCUGCGCCUGGGACGCUGUGCCUGGCGCCGUCUUCAGCCGGGCCUGGAGGAAGCUGUGGCCCGCGGCCGCGCUGGCUGAAGGCUCGUCUUCAGAGGAGGAGCCCGAGCACCUCGGAGCCAGGCCGCACGACCAGACUUUUGCGCACAUCCCGGAGCUCGGGAGGGCGGCCCGGUCCCGGCCCAGCAGCAGGCUCCAUGGGAGCAUGGCUGCUGAGCAGGCUGGGCCAGGGCAGGGGGCUGGAGCCGCGUGCCCGGCGCAGGGCCAGCCAGAGCGGACUGAGAAGAAUGGCCGGGCUGAGGCCACCAGGGAGGGCGAGGAGGCAGUCUGGGAGCAGGCGGCGGUGGCCUUCGACGCGGUGCUCCGCUUUGCCGAGGGGCAGCCGUGCUUCACGGCGCAGGAGCUGGGGCAGCUGCGAGCGCUGCAUGUGGUGUUCAUGCGGCAUCAGCAGGGGCGGCGGCAGCGUCCCGCCCUCGGGGCCCUGGUCAAGCUGGAAGCCCCCCAGGAGCGUGGGGGGGGCUGUGCCACCCUGGGCCCCGCCCCAUCCACCGAGGGCAAGGACUGAUGGUACCCGGCAGGGCGGCAGAGUGGUGCUGACUGGUGGGAGCUGCCCCGGGGAGUGAGUGCUGAGGUGCGCAGCCCCUGCACCCUGGGUGACCUGUUACCUGUCCUGUCCCGGGACGUGAGGAGAUGCUUUGGAAGUGCCACCAACUGAAAACAUCCCAGAGCCUCCUGGCCAGAGCCCGGGACUGGCAGGCAGGUGGUGGUCUGGUGGUUGCUGGCAAACCUUGCCUGGACUGAACACACAGAUGUCUCUGUCCCAGCACCCGGCCAGCCAAUGGCAGUAGCUGCUGCCCCGUGAGAGGCCAGCCAGCCCAAGACCCCCACUGCCCCUCACGGGGGUUCGGGCUCCUGGUCUGGUGGCUAUGCCUGUGUCAGGUGGGCCCCAAGGGGCCGGUCCCUGGGGGCGGGGACUCAGUGUGUGACCUCAAGUCAGCAGAGUCCCUGCUUAUGUUUAUAUAGGCUGCCUGUCACCAGCCUGUGUACAUGUCCCCACUCUUGGUGGGAUUGCAUGUAGACGCAUGAGACUGUCCUGAAAGUCCCUCCAGGUUGCCAGCGCGCCCCACCCCGACCUUAGGUUCGGACCAGGAUGCGGGCCGCACGCCGGCCUGGUUGAACUGCUUCGCCCAAGCAGGCGGGGGUGUGGGCCGGACUGCCGGUCGCCCCACGGAGGGCCUCGGGCCCGUGCCGUCCCCAGCGUCUCGUCUCUGCGUCCGGAGCCCCACGUCCCCCGGAUCCCACGUGUCAGGGUCUUCACGCACAGCAGUCCUGACGAGGCCUUCAGAAGGGGGUCCGAGGCACACACGCCCGGGACGGGAGGCACACAUUCCGGUCUCUCGCAGUGACUGGACUUCUGUUUGGGCCAUUCACACCGGGGAAGAGUUGGGGGACAGUGGGCGUCCUGGCUGUUGGCGGCUCUUCCUCCGUCUCACAGCCGAACGGCUUCUCCGCUGGCGCUGCCAGGUCUGCAGCCCCCCGGCAGCACGGCCCAGCCUCCUGCACACGUGGUGCUUCUCUGCCCUGGGACUCCACCCCCUUCUCGAAGUCGUGCGGUGGCAGCUGGAGGGACCCACCAGUGUCAUCGUUCGCUGUGUGUCCCUCCUGGAGACCGCGGUUCUGUGAGAGCCCAGGGGACACGAGUGUUUCGCAGCUUUCCAGACGCGGGUGGCGCGGCUGCCGGCAGGAGGCCGAGUGGCCGUGCGUCCUGCCCAAGUGCGCGUGUGAAGGCGGGACAGGCGCUCGUGGCCUGAGUGUCCUCGCCGCCCCUGCUGUCAGCGCUUCCUUUGCAACAAGCGCCCUGGCCCCCCACACUGCCGUGUCAUCUUGUGUCACUUCCCGACUUGUGCCCCUGCCCCACUGAAUCGCAGCUUGAGGUGUGGCAGGAGGUUGGGAGUGGAGUCGGGCACCGCUGCCCGUGCCGCCCGCAGUGGCCAUCAGGAGACGGGCGGGUGCUCCCAGCCAGCAGCUCUUCUUCCGCUGGACUCGGCUGGGUGGGUGGAGCUAGGGGAGGGCCGGGCCGGCGGGUCCGCCUCAGCCUGGACCCCAGGCCAUGGGCACGUGUCACGCCCUCACAAACUGCUCCUGUCCUGGCAUGUUGUGGCCGAUCAAUAAAUGCUGUGGGUGGA
Molecule: messenger RNA, 4107 nt
Organism: Artibeus jamaicensis (Jamaican fruit-eating bat)
Lineage: Eukaryota; Metazoa; Chordata; Mammalia; Chiroptera; Phyllostomidae
Gene: JRK
Product: Jrk helix-turn-helix protein
Exons: 2
Coding region: 831-2486 (551 amino acids)
Cellular component (GO): nucleus
Molecular function (GO): DNA binding
Source: RefSeq, a predicted model, not a curated record